Molecule: messenger RNA, 498 nt
Organism: Oppiella nova
Lineage: Eukaryota; Metazoa; Arthropoda; Arachnida; Sarcoptiformes; Oppiidae
Source: the annotation of a GenBank genome assembly
AUGCCGCCGUUCAAAGAAGCUGAAGUGAACCGCAUUAAACCCAUUGAAUCAGUGAACGAAAGUCCGUUUUGUUCGUAUUUGCCGUAUUUGGACACUUCGAAGGCAAACCUCAAUGAAGAGGACAGCGCUCUACUGCUGUCUACUUAUGGUGACGACGAGUUGGGUCUCCAAUACGCUGAGAGUAUAACACAGUUCGCUCACGAGACUGACUAUGUCCUCAAUUUAGUGGACUCUUUGCUCGAUAUCCUAACCCACGGACAGCACCAGAAGAUUGCCAUAAAAAUACGUGAGAAGCAAAAGACUGCUGAAAACGAGACAUCUGUUCAGAAGUCUAACACUGAGGCAAUAAAUACUGAGACGAAUACUAAUGGGAUUCAGACUCAACUCAACGAAACUGGGUCUCUGAUCGGACAGUUAGAAUCACUACAAUAUCAACGCCUGUCCUCUUCUACUCUACCCAUUAAGCCGUCGGCAGAGGAGGAGAAACUGGCGAAUCAG